GCAGACGAUAAAGCACCUCUGUGCUCAGGCCCAGCCGCGUCUGAAGUCUACUCAAGUCUUCAUUGUGGCCGGUACUCUGCUGUUGACGCUGGUGAUAACCACAAUAUGUAUUGGGCUUACGAUGCGCUACGAGGUAGAUAACGAGGUGGCCAAUGUGAUGGAUGUGAGUUACUGGAAAGAUAAAGUAAGUCCGGAGCAGCAAUUUUGGUACGAUAAGGGGAUUGAGGAGCUCAGCCUGGCGCUGAGCGUAAACGAGGUGCCACAGCAUCCCAGAAAUGUGCUGCUGUUCCUUGUCAACGGUUUCGAUGCAAGCGAUUUGGCAGCAGCACGCUUCCCCGAAGCAUAUAGCAACACUCGUCCCUCGAACUACAUCUGGGAUAACUUUCCUAAUGUGGCAAGAAUCCGGAACAGCUGCAGCUUAAGAGAUGGCUGCGAUGCUGGGACUGUGGCCACGGCUCUCUUUGGCGGAGUGCGGGCCAAUUGGCACACUGUUGGAGUGGACUCCGCCGUAGCAGUCGGUAACUGCAGCGCCUCUCUGACUGCCAGCCAUCAAGUCCAGAGUGUGAUACGUCAGGCCCAGAUGGCGGGUCUGCGCACCGGCUUUGUAACUACGCAAAGGGUAACGGGUGCGACAGGAGCUGCCCUGUAUGCUCACUCCCCAGACAGCAGCUGGGAGUGUGACGCCGCCAUGGCUUUUUCGAGCGUUGAGGAAGGCUGUCGGGACGUUGCUCUACAGUUGGUCUACGGAGCUACCGGAUCUUCACUCAACGUUGUGCUUGGGGGUGGCCGACAAAUGCUGAGCACCGAGCUACCCAAAAACCUGUGGGAUAUUCCAGACGAGCUUCUCUGCCAACCGGCUGACGGCCGCAAUCUGCUACGCGAGUGGCAAACGGAAAAGCAGAAACACGCCAAGAGGUUCGAGCUCGUCCAGAGCGCCAGUCAACUUCAGGCUUUAAACGCCAGUAGUCUUGAUUACUUGUUAGGCGUGAUGGCAAAUGGAGACCUGGAAAACAAUCCACAGGCACCGAAGCUGCAACUCAUGCUGGAUAAGGCACUGCAAGUGCUGCGUCUUGAAGAAGCCGGAUAUCUGCUUGUCGCAGAGCAGUAUAUGAGCCAGAGCGUAGCUGAAGAUCAGUUUAAGGUGCUGCGGUCUCUCAAUGAAACGAUAACAACGCUAAUACAGAAUGCGAAGGAAACCCUGUUUCUCGUGCUGUUCACCAAAGGGGACUACAUGGAGUACGGUUCGGAUACUAGCGGCGAAAAACCAGCUGUUGACAAUCUAUGGGAUGUGUUUGAGGAUGACAGUUUAUUAGAGCUACGACUGAAGGAAAUGUUUUCGGAGAGUGUCCUGUUUGCCAAAGGACCCAAAUCUUCACUCUUCUACGGAGUGCGCGACGACACUUACUUGGCACAUGCCCUUGCCUAUGCCUUGAAAAUCGCUCCAUUAACAAAAGGCUAACUAUGAUUCAAAGGCAUUGUUUAGAACUUUUGAAACUCAUUGAUUAUAAGCAUUGCAUUGCAAUUACUAUUCAAGGCAAGAAAUAAAUAGAAAAUAUUAAAAACCACGAAUUAUGGAAGCAUAAAAGGAACUGUCCAAAAAUUAUAAUAUUUUCUGUAUGUUAGGCCAAUUAUGCACAAAAAAUAAAUAUAAUAUACCUGUAUAUUCCACAAAAAGUGUAAAUAGUUUAAAAAUAAAGCGCAAGUACCAUUGAUAAACUUUAA
Messenger RNA from Scaptodrosophila lebanonensis, 1722 nucleotides. RefSeq names its product alkaline phosphatase, tissue-nonspecific isozyme (gene Alp13). The record is from RefSeq and is a predicted model, not a curated record. Gene Ontology annotation, biological process: dephosphorylation. The transcript is spliced from 2 exons. Bases 122 to 1459 code for a protein of 445 amino acids. Gene Ontology annotation, molecular function: alkaline phosphatase activity. NCBI's taxonomy places the organism in Eukaryota, Metazoa, Arthropoda, Insecta, Diptera, Drosophilidae.